Molecule: messenger RNA, 1752 nt
Organism: Coccomyxa subellipsoidea C-169
Lineage: Eukaryota; Viridiplantae; Chlorophyta; Trebouxiophyceae; Coccomyxaceae
Product: aldolase
Exons: 7
Coding region: 45-1253 (402 amino acids)
Biological process (GO): carbohydrate metabolic process
Cellular component (GO): intracellular anatomical structure
Source: RefSeq, a predicted model, not a curated record
AUCGGAUUUCAGAACAGCUUGGAUAGAUCUAGAAAGAAUUUGCAAUGGCAUCUCUACAACUCCAAUGUUCAAUGCUUUCCUUGACACCCAGAGUACCUCAAGUUAGCAGAGUCGAAGUGCGCAGUAGAAAGAAAGUAGUUUGUGCAGUCCAAAAGAUCGACUAUCGUCCCCCUUCAUCUAGGACUGCCGCUACAGAGUUGGACUACCUGGAAAAUUGGAGCACAGUAGUACCAGAUACCUUACUAUUGCAGGAUAUUGAGAAAAUUGAAGCUCCCAAAGCAGCGACGGUGUCCAGUGCUGUUCUUGGAGGCAUCUUAAGGAAUCCUGCUGGACUACAGGAGUACAAGAUUGCCAUCGCUAAUGCGAUCAACUACGACGUCUGCCAAGCAAAGACGGGUGCAGCGAAGCUGGCCUGUGAAAUUGACAAGGCGACUGUGAACAUUGGGGCUUUGUUUUCUAGACAAGUCGAAGGGCGAGUCUCCACAGAGGUAGACCCAAGGCUGGCCUACGACACAGAAGCAAUCAUGACCAGAGCACAGGGUCUCCUGAAGAAUUAUGAGGAGAUGGGCAUCUCGCGUGACCGCAUCCUGUUGCGGGUACCUGGCACAUUUGAGGGCAUCCAGGCUGCGAAGGAGCUUGAAGCGCAAGGCAUCCAAACCCAUAUCAUCCUCGUCUACAGCUUUGUGCAGGCCACGGCCGCUGCACAGGCUGGUGUGAGCGUGAUCCAGCCAAACAUCGGCCGCGUGGACGACUGGUUUCACAAGUACCCGGGUGUCAUCCGUGACCCGAAGGGCCCACGGGAGGACAGCGGCUUCCUCAGUGAUGUGAACCCUGGCGUGCGCAUGGCCGCGCGCAUGUACAACUACUGCCAGAAGUACCACCCGAAGACAAAGGUCAUGGUGUCUGGGUUGAGGAAGGCCAAAGAUGCGUUGGCGCUGGCAGGCGUGGACUAUCUGGUGGUGGGCCCCAAGGUGCUGGCAACGUUGUCGGAGACGCCCACGCUGCAGGGCUACAACGACGGCCUCACCACGCUGCCGGGGGAUGACGAGUACUACUCCCCUCGCCUGUCGCCUGAGGCAGCCAAGGAGGCCGACUUUGAGGAGUUUGAGCUGGAGCCGGUGACAAAGCAGAUCUUCGAGGAAGGCCUUGGGCUGGCUGGAGUGUCGCUGCUGAAGCAGGGGGUGCAGGGCCUCGUGGAUGACAUCGAGCGCCUGGAGCCCUUCUUCAAGAACCUGUCUGUCGGCCAGGAGUGACCGCCGGGACUGAAGUGCGUCCCUGUCAGCACUUUGAGGGCAAAUUCCCACAUUCUUUUUCAUUGCCAGUGUUGAGCUUCAGCAGGCCUCUGGCAGUCUAUCUAGCGAUCGCUUGAGUAUGCUUCUCUGUGUAGAGACACCCACAUCAUUGUGUUAGAACUAUCUUAGGACGAGGCUGUCGAGACACCGGGCAAGAACUCUUGUACUUGACUAUUGCGCCGAGUACACUAAGAAAAGGUCUAGGCAAGAAAAUUGGACUUCAUAAUAGUGGCAGAGAGAUUAUGUUGCUGUCCUAUUUUAGCACAGGUCUUGCACUGCUCAGAAUUGCGUAAUUGUAGUGAACUUAUUGGGAGCCCCGGUCAUGGGUCCUUUUCGUUUAUAAACAUGCAAGAUUGUGAUGAGAUAUUUCUGAAACGUAUGGCUUACAUCUGUUUGCCUUUGACGGCUGUCACAAUGCCACUAACAUAUGAACUCACACAGUGUAACACGCACUCUCCUC